GAUAUGCCUUGGAGUGCUGCAGGGUUUCUUUGUGCUAAAGCUUUGUCAUGCAUAGACAGGUACAAUAGUGUCAGUCUGACCCUGCAUGCUGUUCAAGUUUACAAGAACAAGACCAACAGUUAAAAAAAGUUUUUAAUUGGCUGGAAUCGGUCAAACACACUUGUCAUGUCUGAUAUAAGGACCAUUUCGUUUUACAAUCUCAGAAGGCGGUGCGCCGGCACUUUUGUAUGUUUUGUCGUUGCGUGAUGAUUAACUAACAGUGUAUUUAUGGUUAGCUGACACUAAGAGUAAAUUCUUCAAAGCUUCUGUAGUGAAAAGUGGAGCACAAGGUAUUUUUUUAACGGGAGGAUGAUCUACUGGUAGUUCUUUCAGCUUUGGUCAAACUCAAGUAAGGAAGGAUUUAACGAAUAGGAAUAUUGGACAUUUGUUCUCAGGAUCCUAGGGUAUUUAUAUAAAGAAAUGUAUUUUCACUAUGGACGUUAAUUGUAAGUUCCAACAAACUGACAUAAUUUUAACACCUGAUCUGUAUUAAUAAUUGUUGACUCAUAAUUUAUCUGCAAUAAUUUGGUUCUCUUUGAAAAAGCGUUUUUCUCAAUCUUUCAAAAAUAGUUUUCAUUUCAAGGAUUGACUUUGUACUUUCUUUUUAAUGUAAAUAUCAGCGUGACACCUGUUCUGUAAUUCAAACACCAUUCGCAUGCAUCGAAAAAAAUAUUGUCCACUGAAAACAAAGGAAAUUACAUUUUAGCACAAUUGCCAAGCAGUCAACCUGUGAAAAAAAGAUUCGGACAACAAGUUACAUUGGUUACAUAGUAAAGGUUGACAUUAGCUUUAGUCCCUCACUGAUCGAUCUCUGACGGACGUAUUAACCAUGGCAACGGGUACUGGGGGCCCCGUGGCACCGUUCUCUGUGUGGGACUAUGUGGUGUUUGUGGGCACGGUCCUGGUGGCGGCAGGCAUCGGCCUGUUCCAAGCCAUCCGCGGUCGCAAGAACACUAGCAGCGAUGAGUUCCUACUGGGGGGGCGUCAGAUGACUGCUGUGCCCGUCGCCAUGUCCCUCACUGCUAGUUUCAUGUCUGGCAUCACUGUAAUUGGCACGCCGGCCGAGGCCUAUCGGUUUGGGGCGGCCUUCUGGAUCUUUGGCAUUUCCUACGCCAUUAUGUCCACCAUCACCGCUGAAGUCUUUGUUCCUCUCUUCUACCGGCUGGGCAUCACCAGCACCUAUGAGUAUCUGGAGAUGCGCUACAACAUGUUGGUUCGCACUAUUGGGACCUCCAUGUACAUCUUCCAAACGGCCCUGUACACAGGAAUGGUUAUCUACGCCCCCGCGCUUGCUCUUAAUCAAAUCACAGGGCUGGACCUCUGGGGAGUGCUGGUGGCAACUGGGGUUGUGUGCAUCAUCUACUGUACGCUGGGAGGUCUGAAAGCGGUGAUAUGGACAGAUGUGUUCCAGAUGCUCAUCAUGUUAGCAGGCUUUGUGGCCGUCAUCGCCAGGGGGGCAGUCGUACAGGGGGGCCUGGGGAAGAUCUGGGACGAUUGUUACCAGGGAGGCAGGCUUGACGCAUUUGAUUUUGAUCCGGACCCUUUGAAGCGUCACACAUUCUGGACCAUCGUGGUCGGAGGCAGUUUAAUGUGGGUGUCCAUGUACUCCAUCAACCAGUCCCAAGUUCAGCGUUACAUCUCCUGCAGAACUUUAACUCAAGCCAAACUGUCACUGUAUGUCAACAUGGUCGGUCUCUGGGUGACUGUGAGCUUAGCGGUGUUCUCCGGCCUCACCAUGUAUUCCAUUUACAAGGACUGUGAUCCACUCACUAAUGGUGAUGUAGGGGCGAUUGAUCAGAUGCUUCCAUACCUGGUGAUGGACAUUCUGGCUGCUUAUCCCGGAGUUCCUGGGUUGUUUGUGGCUGCAGCAUACAGCGGCACCUUAAGUACUGUGUCCUCCAGCAUCAAUGCACUGGUAGCUGUUACUGUAGAGGACUUUAUCAGGCCAGUAUGGAAGAACUUGACUGAGAAACAGCUGUCCUGGAUUAACAUGGGCCUCAGUGUUUUCUUUGGGUUUCUGUGUAUUGGAAUGGCUGGAGUAGCAUCACUGAUGGGGAGCAUUCUGCAGGCAGCCCUGUCCAUAUUUGGAAUGAUCAGCGGACCACUUCUUGGACUUUACCUGUUAGGCAUGUUCUGGCGCACUGCAAACGCUACAGGGGGACUUGUCGGUCUAGUUGUGGGCCUUGUUGUCACUCUCUGGGUGGGGAUUGGAGGGCAGAUAUACCCACCUUUAGAUGAUAAGACCAAGCCCCUGCCAAUCAGUGUGGCGGGCUGUAACCGCACACAGGACCUGAACUUCACCACCGUGACCCCAUGGACCAGCCUAGCAACACUGACUCCCCUGCCCGAUUAUCGUCCGGCCCUGGCAGACGAGUGGUACUCCCUGUCCUACCUGUACCUUAGUGUUCUGGGCACUUUGGUGACUGUGAUUGUGGGCCUGGUGGUGAGUGCUAUCACAGGUGGUUGCAAGCAGGAGAAGCUACGCUCCGAUCUCUUUGUAAUAAGAAGUGAUCUAUUCUGCGCCGGUUGCGGCAAGGACCCAGAGGUAUCGAAUCUUGAAAUCAAUGAAAAGGCAGAGGCAGACCUAAAGAAGGGAUCGGACAAUGCUGGAUUUGUAGACCCUCUGUUUAACCCCAUUGAAAAGGUUAUGGAGAUGGGCACUAAGUUGUGAUGUUACCAUCAGUCUAACUACACCAUCAGCUAGAGUGCCCCAAGAGAACAAUUUGUUCUCUCAAGUUUGUGUCAUUUGGCACAAAAUUAAUUGCUAAGUAAAGGAAGACCAAGAGUUUAAUUAAAUAUAAAGAUUAAUGAAGAACUUUGUAACAAACUGAUUUCUAAGAAAUGCAUUUUACAUUGACAUUUUUGUAAUUUAGCGGAUAAUAAUUUAGAGAGAGACAUGCAUUAAAGGAGGAAUGUGUCUAUUUUUUUUUGCAUUUUCAUUAGAGAAAAUGUCCAUAAUAUAUCUGCAUUAAUAGUGGAAUGAAAGUGUUAUACAAUGUUCUUUUCUCCCAGAAAAGACUUUGGGUCCCUUACAGCCUGCAUGCAGAUUGUAUGGUUUCAACAUUUCUUCCAACAUUGUUAUUAGGAGACAAGGUCGUCGUCUCCUUCAGCUCAUUAAACAAUAGCAGACGAGAGCAUUGUAGUUGCUGAUUGCUAAAGUUCUAUACAAUCCAAAUUUAUUUUCAUACAAAAAAAAUCAAGCAGAAUAGUGCUGGGAAUCCAUGUGUAAUCUAUAAAAUAUCUUUCAACAAUAAGUAAAUAUUGUUUUUAUAGUUGUUUGAAGUUCGUUGACCCAAUCUGAAACUGAAAGAGUAGCAGGAGUGUGAAGCAGGAAGGGUUGAUUUGAAUGUUUUAAUACUUUUUACUUCAAUUAAUCUACAAUCCAAAACAAGACCUAGAUCUUGCUGUGCACAUUACAGCCAUGUAAAGCAACAUUUUAUUUAAGUAUGUCUUAUUUACAUUUUUUAUUAAAUUCAAAUGAAAUGACUUGUCACUGCAAAUAAUGUACUUUUAAUAUUAAGCAUUUUGAUUAUGUAAAUCCAUUGUGUUUUACAGAUAUGUCUUAUACUAAUUUUGGGAAUAUAAAGAUUGUUCCGAAAUGCAUACCAGUUCAUUAGCUUGUUUUACUUGGUUGUUUCAUUUUUGCUUUGUUGUUUCAUAAAAAGCUUGUUUGUAAAUUAAGUUAG
Messenger RNA from Esox lucius (northern pike), 3725 nucleotides. It is a transcript of the gene slc5a8l, whose product is annotated as solute carrier family 5 member 8, like. Gene Ontology annotation, biological process: propanoate transmembrane transport; sodium ion transport. Gene Ontology annotation, molecular function: organic acid:sodium symporter activity. Bases 869 to 2710 code for a protein of 613 amino acids. NCBI's taxonomy places the organism in Eukaryota, Metazoa, Chordata, Actinopteri, Esociformes, Esocidae. The record is from RefSeq and is a predicted model, not a curated record. The transcript has 15 exons. Gene Ontology annotation, cellular component: membrane.